CGGAGAGGAAAGUCGGCUGGCGUCGGGAUUGGCAGAUGCCUAGAAGGCGAUGCCAGCACAGUUUACAGUCAUCAGUCCCGCACACGUGCCCGGACGGACACGUUGCGCGGAGCUGGAGGUCCGUACAGGCCCAGAAAGGCAAGAAUGCCUCCAUCGACUUUGCCCGUCCGGUCGCUGCGUGCAACGUGUUUCCGCUUCCAGUCCUCUGCGUCCUCCCAUCCUCAGGGCAGCACCAGAGAUGAAGUAAUGAUACGACGGUAAGCGGGCGAAGCCCCAAACAGAAGACGACUGACGUCGCCUCUUCGGGAAGCCCGCGCGAUCUUACGGCUGAAAAUUGUGGGAGCGCACCGUCCCUCUGAGCUCUCUCGGCUGUUAUCGGGCCCAUCUCCGGUGCAGAUGCCCGGAUCCCACUCGGUGCGCCUACAGAAGUGGGAUGCCAGGUGGGCCAAAUCACGCUGGAAUGCAAUCACGCGUCGCGAGAAGCGCCGCCGCUCCGUCCAGGUUAUUGCCCCCGCCCGUUGUGUUCUCUUGAUGACCAAAGCCCAACCUUCAGACUCCUGACUUAUCAGGUUAGAUGCUGGGCGCAGCCAUUAGAAGGACUUCCCGCACCGCAGACCCUGUCCGUGCACCUCGCAACAAACAAGGUUGCCUGGAUCGGGCGCUGUGCUCCCAAGGCUCUAGCGCACUGCAGAGGACGCCAGCGAGCGACGUUACGACGGAGCGGCUGAAGAGUGGGAGUACCGCUACUUAAUGGAGAGUGCAGAAGUUUCAGCGGACAGUCAC
Molecule: messenger RNA, 783 nt
Organism: Dichomitus squalens LYAD-421 SS1
Lineage: Eukaryota; Fungi; Basidiomycota; Agaricomycetes; Polyporales; Polyporaceae
Exons: 2
Coding region: 36-242 (68 amino acids)
Source: RefSeq, a predicted model, not a curated record